CAAAAGAGGAAAGGCAAAAAUACGAACAUUACAAGUUCAGGAAAUUGCUCUUCUUUCAGUGAAGGACUUGUGCAUCGUGUUGAGUUCUUGGAUCACGCACGACCCAUCCAUGAGUGAUUACUAGUACUCCUUUUCAGUUUACGUAGAAUUUAAUCAACGAGACUGACCAAUUUAUGAGCAUUAGAAAUUAGUCAGACAAUGGGGAGAGUGGAUAAUGACGCUUUCCUUAGCGAAUUAACUCGCUUCUUCACGCGCAGCAAGGCAACCGGGACGGUUUACAUAACGACGAAAAGAUAUACUGGUCAAACUAAGCCCAAACCGCGUGGUGUGAAGGAUGAAGCUGAGAGCUCGAGCGACCAGAAGAUGUGCUUGAUUCGGGCAACACUCAACAAGAAAAAAAUUAGUACAGUUAUUAACAGUAAAGAUGUGAAUCGGUUUCAAAUGGCGUAUGCCAAUCUUCUAAAAGCACACAUGGAUGGGCUGAAGAAGCCGGAAAGAACGAAAUCGAAGAAAUCUGACAAGAAAAGCUCAUAGGCUGUGUAUGGCCUGGUAUUGCUCUUAUGCAGUUCUCAUCCAUCUCCUUGUUGUGUGUCUCUUUUUUUUACAUAUUUCCGUUCAUAAAAUCGAUAUCUAUAUCCAUGGCUCUGAAAUCAUAAAACCCAGCUCGCUGUUCAUAUUUGAUAUCUUUCAAUACAAAAUAAGAGACUGUGGCACUAGCAGAUCAUGUUUCUGACUCUCCCAUUCAACUAUUUUCACUUUGCCUCGCAUUUACUUUCUUUGAAACUCCAGGAAUUCCAGGCUGUACAUUCCUUGCUGGCUGUCAUGCGUGUAUGUGUACAUAAUCAUUCCUUGCUGGUUGUCACGCAUGUACUGCAGUAUAUUGCUCGUGUCCAUUGUUUUGUAUGCUUUGCUGUGCUACUUGAUACUUACCCAAUACACUGAGAAUACAAUGUCAUGUGUGUAACUGA
Molecule: messenger RNA, 968 nt
Organism: Sycon ciliatum
Lineage: Eukaryota; Metazoa; Porifera; Calcarea; Leucosolenida; Sycettidae
Product: signal recognition particle 14 kDa protein-like
Exons: 5
Coding region: 199-534 (111 amino acids)
Biological process (GO): SRP-dependent cotranslational protein targeting to membrane
Cellular component (GO): signal recognition particle, endoplasmic reticulum targeting
Molecular function (GO): endoplasmic reticulum signal sequence receptor activity; 7S RNA binding
Source: RefSeq, a predicted model, not a curated record